Mirounga angustirostris (Northern elephant seal) is the source of this 1411-nucleotide messenger RNA. RefSeq names its product olfactory receptor 4D10. The record is from RefSeq and is a predicted model, not a curated record. Lineage: Eukaryota; Metazoa; Chordata; Mammalia; Carnivora; Phocidae. Gene Ontology annotation, biological process: G protein-coupled receptor signaling pathway. Bases 1 to 936 code for a protein of 311 amino acids. Gene Ontology annotation, molecular function: G protein-coupled receptor activity; olfactory receptor activity. Gene Ontology annotation, cellular component: plasma membrane. The transcript has a single exon.
AUGGAGCUGAAAAACUACACCAGGGUGAAAGAAUUUACUUUCCUUGGCCUAACCCAGAGUCAAGGACUGAGCUUGGUCUUAUUUUUUUUCCUGCUUCUUGUGUACUUGAUAACUCUCCUGGGAAACCUCCUCAUCAUGGUCACUGUGACCUAUGAGCCUCGCCUUCAUACCCCUAUGUACUUCCUGCUCCGUAAUUUAUCUGUUGCCGACAUCUGCUUUUCCUCCAUCACAGCUCCCAAGGUUCUGGUGGACCUUCUGUCACAGAGAAAGACCAUCUCCUUCAAUGGCUGCUUCACCCAGAUGUUUUUCUUCCACCUUGUUGGAGGGGUGGACGUAUUUUCUUUGUCAGUGAUGGCACUGGAUCGAUAUGUGGCCAUUUCCAAGCCCCUGCACUAUGUGACCAUUAUGAGUAGAGGCCGUUGCAUUGGAUUAAUAGUGGCUUCCUGGGUGGGGGGCUUUACCCACUCCAUCGUACAGAUUUCCCUGUUGUUCCCACUCCCCUUCUGUGGACCCAAUGUUCUUGACACUUUCUACUGUGAUGUCCCCCAGGUCCUCAGGCUCGCCUGUACAGACAUUUUUAUGCUUGAGCUGCUGAUGAUUUCCAAUAAUGGACUGCUCACCACACUGUGGUUUUUCUUCCUCCUGGUGUCAUAUAUGGUCAUAUUAUUAGUAGUAAGGUCUCAGGCAGGGGAGGGAAGGAGGAAAGCCAUCUCCACCUGCACCUCCCACAUCACUGUGGUGACCCUGCACUUUGUGCCCUGCAUCUAUGUCUAUGCCCGGCCCUUCACUGCCCUCCCCACCGAUAAAGCCAUUUCUGUCACCUUUACUGUCAUCUCUCCUCUGCUGAACCCCUUGAUCUACACUCUGAGGAACCAAGAGAUGAAGUCAGCCAUGAGGAGAUUGAAGAGAAGACUCAUGCCUUCUGACACGGAAUAGACAGGUAGUUCACGCCUUCUCAACACCCUUAAAAAGUCUGUCCAUGAAAUAAACUGUAUUUAUUCAAGGUUUCUAAUUAAUUUUUAUGUUUCUGCUAAGCUACAGAGGACUUUCAAAGAUUCUGCUCAGCAUGCAGUAAUAAUGUCAAAAUAUGGGUUCCAUGGUACAAAAGAAAUCAAAUUGUUAGCCAGGGGGGUACAUGUUGCUUUUGCAACACAGCCUUGGAAGAAACAAGGAAAUAAAAAUAUACUCAUUUUAUCAAUUUGGAAUUUUCAACUCUAUUGAGGUAUUAUUGCGUGAAAAUAAAGGAAACCUCAUUUAAAAAUGGAGUCGGGAAGCCCUGAAGGGGGCGCUCUCACACUACCACUGGCUGUAAGAGGCCUACCCGGCAUUCCCCAGCAGGGAGAAGCCUGUUCUGCCCCAGCAGGAGGAGGGAAGAAUUUCUCUGGCCCAGCAACAGCCCCGCUAAUGAGAA